Messenger RNA from Lachancea dasiensis, 951 nucleotides. The record is from the annotation of a GenBank genome assembly. NCBI's taxonomy places the organism in Eukaryota, Fungi, Ascomycota, Saccharomycetes, Saccharomycetales, Saccharomycetaceae.
AUGGCAGAGGAAGGACCCCAAGUUAAAAUUAGAGAGGCAACCAAAGAUAAUGUGGAUUUUAUACUGUCGAACGUCGAUAUGACGCUUGCAAAUUCGCUUCGGAGAAUAAUGAUAGCAGAAAUCCCAACUUUGGCGAUCGACUCUGUGGAAAUCGAAACAAAUACUACUGUCCUGGCCGAUGAGUUCAUAUCACACCGUUUGGGACUGAUCCCGCUUCAAAGUGCGGAUAUCAAUGAUCUAAUCUAUUGCAGAGACUGUUAUUGUGAGGAUCAUUGUGAUCGUUGUUCUGUGGUACUGACUUUGCAAGCUGUCGGGGAAAGCGAGUCUACAACGAAUGUUUAUGCAAAGGACCUGGUAAUUGUCAGUAACCUAAUGGGACGCAAUAUUGGACAUCCGAUUAUUCAGGACAAAGAAGGGAGUGGUGUUUUGAUCUGCAAACUGCGUAAAGGUCAAGAGCUCAAAAUUAAAUGCAUUGCCAAGAAAGGGAUAGCCAAGGAACAUGCUAAAUGGUCGCCAGCAUCUGCCAUUGAGUUUGAAUACGAUCCUUGGAACAAGCUUAAACACACGGACUUUUGGCAUGAAACCGACGCUGCCGCUGAAUGGCCACAGUCCAAAAACUGCGAGUAUGAAGACCCGCCUAACGAAGAUGAUGUUUUCGAUUACAAGGCAAAGCCCAGUACUUUUUACAUGAAUGUGGAGGCGGUGGGAUCGCUGACAUCGGAUCAGGUAGUACUAAGAGGCAUGAAGGCACUGCAAGAUAAAGUUGCUGACAUUUUAUUUUCGCUUAAGAAGAUGGACCAGGACAAGGUAAACUUUGGAGGAACCGCCGGUCUUGCAGAGCAAGAUGGCAGUGUUAUGCCUAUGGAGUCAGAUGGCGGUUACGGCUACGCAGGUGGUUCUGGUCCCUACAAUGCGGCAGGGCCCAAUCCAGGAUUUGAUGACGCGUGGUAA